Messenger RNA from Pongo pygmaeus (Bornean orangutan), 1323 nucleotides. RefSeq names its product ciliary microtubule associated protein 1A (gene CIMAP1A). The coding region runs from base 328 to 1092 and encodes 254 amino acids. Gene Ontology annotation, cellular component: outer dense fiber; cytoskeleton. Lineage: Eukaryota; Metazoa; Chordata; Mammalia; Primates; Hominidae. The transcript is spliced from 7 exons. The record is from RefSeq and is a predicted model, not a curated record.
AGAGCCACAUUCUAGAGUUUAGAGUGGGGGACCUCUCCCCAAUUCUGGAAGCCCCUGAGGAGAGAGGAAGGUCUUUCUCUCCAUGCUCCUUUUGCGAGAACUCCCUGGCACCAAGGCCGGGGGGAAAGGACGGUGUCUGAGGAGGAUGGGUCUGUAGGCUGCUCUGAGUGCUGUCCCUGCACCGAAGAAGUUAUAGUUCCCUCCCAGGCGGCCCCCUCCCUGCCCCUCAGCACAGCCUCAAUCAAGAAGUUCCCCAUCUUUGAUCACCACUCCAAGUAGGAGAAACCGGCCCAGGGCUCCCUUAGAGCCGAGAACAGUGAGCUGGCCAUGACGGAGGAGGUAUGGAUGGGUACCUGGAGGCCCCAUCGCCCCCGGGGACCCAUCAUGGCCCUCUACAGCAGCCCUGGACCCAAGUACCUGAUUCCACCAACAACAGGCUUCAUGAAGCACACGCCCACCAAGCUGCGUGCACCAGCCUACAGCUUCCGUGGGGCCCCCACGCUCCUGGCAGAGAACUGCUCCCCAGGGCCCCGUUACAAUGUAAACCCCAAGAUACUGAGGACUGGCAAGCACCUUGGCCCUGCCUACUCCAUCCUGGGGCGCUACCACACCAAGACCAUGCUGACCCCUGGCCCAGGUGACUACUUUCCAGAGAAAUCCACCAAGUACGUGUUCGACUCAGCGCCCAGCCACUCCAUCUCUGCCCGGACAAAGGCAUUCCGAGUGGACAGCACCCCAGGCCCCGCUGCGUACAUGCUGCCCAUGGUAAUGGGGCCCAAUACCGUCGGCAAGGUCUCCCAGCCUUCCUUUUCCAUCAAGGGCCGCAGCAAGCUGGGCGGCUUCAGCGACGACCUACACAAGACCCCAGGUCCUGCAGCCUACCGCCAGACUGACAUGCAGGUGACCAAGUUCAAGGCUCCGCAGUACACCAUGGCUGCCCGUGUGGAGCCCCCAGGGGACAAGACCCUCAAGCCAGGACCAGGCGCCCACAGCCCUGAGAAGGUGACCCUGACCAAGCCCUGCGCCCCAGUUGUCACCUUCGGCAUCAAACACUCUGAUUACAUGACUCCCCUGCUGGUUGAUGUGGAAUAACGCCAGCCCUGCUGUGCCCCAUCACACCCAGCGUCUGCACAAGAUCCGCUGGGCCACAGAGCUCGAGGCUGUCUUCACCAGCUGGGCUGGGCCAGCCUGGCCCUGCAGGGCAGAGCACGCUUGUUUGGGCAAUUGUAACCAGUUACUUUUUUUCUAUGCUAUUUUACCAAUUGUUAAUCUUGUUUUCUGCUGUGCCCAAAUUACUAAUAAAUCAGAUUGCAUUAAUAAGGG